Dibothriocephalus latus is the source of this 426-nucleotide messenger RNA. The record is from the annotation of a GenBank genome assembly. Lineage: Eukaryota; Metazoa; Platyhelminthes; Cestoda; Diphyllobothriidea; Diphyllobothriidae.
AUGUCCAUCGAGCAAUUUACGCCCGAGUUGGAAGCCCUGCGCAAAGCAUCUUUGGCAGUCUUGAAGAAUGCCUACUGUUGUUACAGUAAUUUUCCUGUUGGAGCCGCUCUGAUCGGCAAGGAUGGGAAGAUAUAUACGGGAGUCAAUGUGGAAAAUGCUUCCUUCCCCUGUGGUUGGUGUGCGGAGGUCAGUGCCUUUGGUGCAACAGUAACCGCGGUUGUUAAGGAAUUCAAGGCGAUGGCGGUUGCCACCGAUCGGGACGAUUAUGUUUCACCCUGUGGUCAGUGUCGUCAGGUGAUUAUCGAGUUCUGUGCCGGAACACGAAUGCCUCUCCUUUUGGUUAAUCGGAAGAGGGACUUCAAAAAAGUUGUAAUUGAGGAUCUUCAUCCAAUGACCUUCCGGAGUUCCCAUCUAAAGAACUGUUGA